Messenger RNA from Wyeomyia smithii (pitcher-plant mosquito), 919 nucleotides. Its product is annotated as histone H2A.v1-like. Gene Ontology annotation, molecular function: DNA binding; structural constituent of chromatin; protein heterodimerization activity. Lineage: Eukaryota; Metazoa; Arthropoda; Insecta; Diptera; Culicidae. The coding region runs from base 1 to 750 and encodes 249 amino acids. The transcript has 3 exons. Gene Ontology annotation, cellular component: nucleosome. The record is from RefSeq and is a predicted model, not a curated record.
AUGACGGAUUUGCACAUCGCACUAAAGGCCGAAGCCAAACGGAUUGGGCUGGUCAGCAAUAUAUCGAAGACGAAGUACAAGAAAGAAAGGGCCUCACGAGAAGAAAGUGCUAACCUUCCACCUCGAGAAAUCGAAGUAGUCGACAAGUUCGUGUACCUGGGCUCACUGGCGUGGUCACAUCGAAAGCGAAUCGCAAGUGUGCCGAUUGUUGCCGGUGGUCAACCGAAAUGCGGUCGGAUGCUGCCCGGGGGGCUAGUUUUUUUUCCGCCUGGUAGUCGAUUCUUCCACCGCGAAGAGGAAGAGACAAAGCGGGAGGAAAGAAACAAUCAGUUGAAUGGGCGGCCGUUGAGGCGCGCCGUAAAUCUCCGUUGCAACACGUCUGGACGUGGUAAAGACGGCCAAGUUAAGGGAAAGGCAAAGUCCCGUUUGUCUCGAGCUGGUCUGCAGUUCCCGGUAGGACGUAUCCACCGUCUGCUGCGGAAAGGAAACUAUGCCGAACGAGUUGGUGCUGGUGCUCCCAUGUGUUUGGCAGCAGUAAUGGAAUAUUUGGCUGCUGAAGUUUUGGAAUUGGCAGGAAAUGCAGCUCGUGACAACAAGGAGACCCGUAUCAUCCCGCGUCACCUGCAGUUGGCCAUCCGUUACGACGAGAAGUUGAACAAACUUUUGUCCGGUGUUACCAUUGCCCAAGGAGGCGUCUUGCCGAACAUUCAAGCCGUACUGCUACCAAAGAAGACCGAAAAGAAGGCUUAAAUUUCAUAUUGACCCCGCUAUAAAGAAAAAAUCCGUCCUUUUCAGGACGACCAACCACUUCAAAGAGGAGUUAAAGCAUUUAUUUAGUACCUUUUCUGUAUUUAUUUACCAUACAAAAUUAUUCCUGUAGAAGGGGGGAUUCUUGUCAUUACCAAUUUUACAAAGAAAU